AUGCCCGCCGCCGUCGCUUCUUCCCCCGCCGCCACCGGCAAGGAGACCGCCCAGUCGGUCGCCAUCCUUGAGGAUCUCAUCAAGAACCUCAACAUCUCCACCUCGGCUGAUGAGGUCAACGCUGCCGCCAGCAACCUCGCCACUCUCUUCAGCGGUCCCAUCCCCGAGCAGACUCUUCCCCUGAAGGCCGUCGAGACCUUCAAGAAGCAGCUCGGCAACAAGAAGGAUGCCGUUGCCCGCGAGCGUGCCCUCGAGGGCAUCCGCGCCAUCGCCUCCCACCGGACCAUCGCUCCUGGUGUUGAGCCCCACCUUGUGUCCCUCCUUCUGCCCGUCCUCAACGCGGUCGGUGACAAGAUGGUCCCCGUCAAGGAGGCCGCCCAGAGCACCGCCGCUGCCAUCGUUCAGGCUGUCUCUGGCAACGCCGUCAAGGCUGUUACUGCCCAGAAGUGGCAGGAGAAGAUGGCUGCCCUGACCUGUCUGGAGGCUCUCAUCGAGACUGCCCCCGCUCAGCUCUCCUACCAGGUGCCUGCCCUCAUUCCCGUCAUCUCCGAGGCCAUGUGGGACACCAAGUCCGAGAUCAAGAAGGCCGCCUACGCCACCAUGGAGAAGGUCUGCGGUCUCAUUGUCAACAAGGAUAUUGAGCGCUUCAUUCCCGAGCUCAUCAAGUGUAUCGCCAAGCCCGAGAACGUCCCCGAGACUGUUCACUUGCUCGGUGCCACCACUUUCGUUACUGACGUGACUGGCCCUACCCUCGCUAUCAUGGUUCCCCUUCUUGACCGUGGUCUUGUCGAGCGUGAGACUGCCAUCAAGCGUAAGUCUGCCGUCAUUGUCGACAACAUGUGUAAGCUCGUGGAGGACCCCAACAUUGUUGCUCCCUUCUUGCCCAAGAUGUUGCCCGCCUUGAACAAGAACAACGAGACUCUCGCCGACCCCGAGGCCCGUGAGAAGACCAAGCAGGCUCUCGAGACCCUGUCCCGUGUCGGUAACAUCGUCGAUGGCAAGAUCCCCGAGGUCUCCACCGCUGGUGACAUCUCUACCGUGUCCACCAUUUUCAAGGAGAUCCUUGCCGAGAAGAAGGUUUCCAAGGACGUCAUGGAGAAGUCCGAGGCUGUCAUCAACUACGUCGGUGCCAUCGCCGGUCAGCUCGUCGACGAGAAGGACUCCGACAACACCACCUGGAUCCAGAACUGCACUCCCUUCAUCAUCGCCGUUGCCGGUGAGGCCGAGGCCAAGAACAUUGCCGAGACUCUCCGCAAGAAGGCUUCCCCCGAGGCUGCUGCCGCUGAUGAGGUUCCCUCCGAUGAGGAGGACGGUGUUGACCUUUGCAACUGUACCUUCUCUCUGGCCUACGGUGCCAAGAUUCUGCUCAACCAGACUCACCUUCGCCUGAAGCGUGGUCAGCGUUACGGUCUUCUCGGUCCCAACGGUUCCGGUAAGACCACCCUCAUGCGCGCUAUCAACAACGAGCAGCUUGAGGGCUUCCCCAAGAAGGAUGAGGUCAAGACCGUCUACGUCGAGCACGACCUUGACGCUGCCGAUACCGAGCUGACUGUCUGCGGCUGGACCGUCAAGAAGCUCCAGGAGGUCGGUCUCAACCCCGUUGAGGCUGAGGUCCGUGACAAGCUUGUCAACGAGUUCGGCUUCCAGGAGUCUCAGCUCGAUGGCUCCAUUGGUGCCCUGUCUGGUGGUUGGAAGAUGAAGCUCGCUCUGUGCCGUGCUGUCUUCGAGAGCCCCGAUAUUCUCCUGCUCGACGAGCCCACCAACCACUUGGACGUCAAGAACGUUGAGUGGCUCGAGAACUACCUCAAGUCCUCCCCUUGCACUUCCAUCAUGGUCUCCCACGACUCUCGCUUCCUUGACCACGUUAUCCAACACGUUGUCCACUACGAGCGUUUCAAGCUCAAGCGUUACCGUGGUACCCUCUCCGACUUCGUCAAGCGUGUCCCCUCCGCUCGCUCCUACUACGAGCUCGGUGCCUCCGAGAUGGAGUUCAAGUUCCCCGAGCCCGGUUUCCUCGAGGGUGUCAAGACCAAGUCCAAGGCCAUCAUCCGUGUCAACAACAUGUCUUUCCAGUAUGAAGGCACUCCCAAGCCCCAGAUCAAGGACAUCACUUUCCAGGUCUCUCUUGGCUCCCGUAUUGCCGUCAUCGGUCCCAACGGUGCCGGAAAGUCCACUCUCGUUAAUGUCCUGACUGGUGAGCUUAUCCCCACCGCCGGUGAUGUCUACCAGCACGAGAACAUCCGUAUCGCCUACAUCAAGCAGCACGCUUUCGCCCACAUUGAUAACCACUUGAACUCUACUCCCUCCGAGUACAUCCAGUGGCGUUUCCAGACCGGUGAGGACCGUGAGACCAUGGACCGCGCCAACAAGAUCGUCACCGAGGAGGACGAGAAGGCCAUGGACAAGAUCUACAAGGUCAACGACACCUUCCGUCGUGUCAUUGGCAUCCACUCUCGCCGCAAGUUCAAGAACACCUACGAGUACGAGAUCUCCUGGUCUCUGGGUGACAACAUCGGCAUGAAGUCCGAGAAGUGGAUUCCCAUGAUGUCCAACGAGAACACCUGGUUGCCCCGUUCCGAGAUUAUCGCUUCCCACCAGAAGCAGGUCGCCGAGGUCGACCAGAAGGAGGCCCUUGCCUCCGGUCAGUUCCGUCCCCUUGUCCGCAAGGAGAUCGAGCAGCACUGCGCCAACUUCGGUCUCGAUAACGAGCUGGUUUCUCACUCCCGCAUGCGUGGUCUCUCCGGUGGCCAGCGUGUUAAGGUUGUUCUCGCCGCUUGCUCGUGGCAGCGUCCCCACGUCAUCGUUCUUGACGAGCCCACUAACUACCUCGACCGUGACUCCCUUGGUGCUCUCUCCAAGGCCAUCAAGUCCUUCGAGGGUGGUGUUAUCAUCAUUACUCACUCCCGUGAGUUCACUGAGGACCUGACUGAGGAAGUCUGGGCCGUCAACCACGGUCUCAUGACCCCCUCCGGCCACAACUGGGUCCAGGGUCAGGGCUCCGGUCCCCGUCUUGAUGCCAAGGGUGACGACGAGGAGGACAAGUUCGACGCCAUGGGUAACAAGAUCGUUGUCGAGAAGAAGAAGAAGCUUACUGGAUCUGAGCUUCGCAAGAAGAAGAAGGAGCGUGCUGCCCGCCGCAAGCGUGGUGAGGAGGUCUUCUCCGACGAGGACGAUAUCUAA
This is a messenger RNA of Penicillium atrosanguineum, 3180 nucleotides long. Its product is annotated as putative translation elongation factor eEF-3. The record is from RefSeq and is a predicted model, not a curated record. Lineage: Eukaryota; Fungi; Ascomycota; Eurotiomycetes; Eurotiales; Aspergillaceae. The transcript has 3 exons. Gene Ontology annotation, molecular function: ATP binding; ATP hydrolysis activity; translation elongation factor activity. Bases 1 to 3180 code for a protein of 1059 amino acids.